This is a messenger RNA of Mauremys reevesii (Reeves's turtle), 616 nucleotides long. RefSeq names its product C-type lectin BfL-2-like. Lineage: Eukaryota; Metazoa; Chordata; Testudines; Geoemydidae. The record is from RefSeq and is a predicted model, not a curated record. The transcript has 6 exons. The coding region runs from base 29 to 616 and encodes 195 amino acids. Gene Ontology annotation, molecular function: signaling receptor activity.
CCGGUCCCCUCCCCGCACUGGUCUAUAAAUGCCCCGGGCCCGGCCAGUGUCCCAUGCAGGCUGCACUUGGACUGGCCUUGCACCAGAGCAGCUACCCAGCGAGACACUCAGGGGAAGUGAGAAGAUGGGGCCAGUCACCUACUUUGGACUCUGCCUCCUCGGCUGCCUGAUCUUUAACCCCUCGAUGGCCGGGGUACAGGCUGUGUCCUGUCCCGGGUGCUGGCUACCCUUCCAAGACAGCUGCUAUCGAUACAUCGCCCAAAAGAAAAACUGGAGAGAGGCUGAGGCUGAGUGCCAGCACCACUGGCCCGGGGCCCAUCUCGCCUCCAUUCACAGUGCUGAGGAAAAGAACAUGCUGGCCCAUUACAUCAAGCCGGACUCCACAAAGAAGAUUCACAUCUGGAUCGGACUCUCAGACUCUCAGAAGGUGAGUGGUCAAAACUGGGGGUGGUCAGAUGAAUCCCCGUUAAGCUUCAGACCUUGGGAUGAAGGACAACCUGAUAAUCGUUUAGGAAUCGAGCACUGCACAGUGUUAUUUUACAAUACGGGUUUUCAGAAAUGGCACGAUGUUCGCUGUGAAGACAGACACCCCUUCAUUUGUAAGCGCAAACCCUAG